ACCGCCUGCUGCCGGACCGGACCGGACCGGGCGGAGCCGGGGGACAAACCCGCCCUAUCCUAGUGGGGGGUCAGGCACUGGGUUUCCCGGUGAUCCACCCGAACCGGACCAAGGCUCCCAAGCGGGGUGGGCAGAAGAGACCAUUUGCAGUUAACAGCUGAAGGCUCCCUGUCACACCCCAGAACUGGGUCGAACCGGGCCAGCCCCAGCGACAGGGAUCCUGGAGACGUCCCUUCAGAGAGCGAGCCCCAGAGGAUCACACUGAUGUGACCAGCACAAAGAGAGCCUUAGACUGUAGCAGCAGGAAAAGCCGUGUUUGGCGAGUGAUGUCCUGAAAAUGAACGGGUGCUUCGAAGGUGUUGGGCUGCGAUGCCUUUUUAAGGGCGUCAGCGUGGCUGCCCCCAAGACUCCAAAAUACCUCCUAGCCUUUGACUUUGAUGAGACGAUCAUCAACGAGAACAGCGAUGACUCGGUCAUCAGGGCCGCUCCAGGCCAGGCGCUUCCAGAGCACAUCCGCCAGACCUUCCGGGAUGGCUUCUAUAACGAGUACAUGCAGCGCGUCUUCGAGUACCUGGGAGACCAAGGGGUCAAGAUGCUGAACUACAAAACCGUCUAUGAGAACAUCCCGCUGUCUCCUGGGAUGCCGGAGCUCUUCCAGUUCCUCUCCAAGAACCAAGACCAGUUUGAGAUCAUCCUCCUCUCUGACGCCAACAUGUUUGGCAUCGAGUGCACUUUGAGAGCCGCCGGCGUCUACUCCCUCUUCCGCAAAAUCUUUAGCAACCCCUCUGGGUUUGAUAAGAGGGGCUACCUCACCUUGGGGCCCUAUCACACUCACAAGUGCCCCCAGUGCCCCGCAAACAUGUGUAAGCGCAAAAUCCUCACUGAGUACCUGAUGGAGCGGGCCCAGGAGGGAGCAGAAUUUGAGCGCAUUUUCUACGUCGGGGACGGAGCCAAUGACUUCUGCCCUUCCGUGGCUUUGACUUCGACAGAUAUUGCUUUCCCGCGGAAGGGCUACCCCAUGCACCAGAUGACCCAGGAGAUGGAGAAAAAGCAACCCAGAGCCUUCCAGGCCACCGUACUGCCCUGGGACUCGGCUGUAGAAGUUUGCUGCUAUCUGCAGGAGCUGCUCAAGAAGAAAUGCUGAGAAGGACUGAUGGGUAGGAAGAGACCCCUGCUGACCUUGAGGCAGCUUGGGGGCACUGUGGCAGGAAAGUGGGAAGUUCAGGAGCAUCUCCAUACCCAGUGGCUGAUCUGACUCCAUUUCUAGCUUUGCAGAGUUGGACUCUCUGAACUUCUGGAUUUCUUCCCCCGCCCCCUCCUUUUUUUUUUCUUUUAAAAAAGCACAUUCUCUGGGUCCCCUUUUCUCCCCUCCUCCUCCCGAUCUUGAGACAAGGUCUUCUCUAUGCAGUUUGCACACCCGUUCAGGAGAGGGGGGGUUAGUCAGAUAUGUUUAUUUUUACCUUCACCUUGAAUUCUUUUUUCAAAUGAUUCUUUUAGAAACAAAAACAAACUCGUUCUCAUGAGGCUAUGAAG
This is a messenger RNA of Terrapene triunguis (Three-toed box turtle), 1533 nucleotides long. RefSeq names its product phosphoethanolamine/phosphocholine phosphatase 1 (gene PHOSPHO1). The transcript is spliced from 3 exons. The record is from RefSeq and is a predicted model, not a curated record. NCBI's taxonomy places the organism in Eukaryota, Metazoa, Chordata, Testudines, Emydidae. Gene Ontology annotation, molecular function: phosphatase activity. Gene Ontology annotation, biological process: bone mineralization involved in bone maturation. Bases 338 to 1144 code for a protein of 268 amino acids.